AUGAGCAUCAGAAAAGCAGUCAUACCCGCAGCAGGUUUCGGCACUCGAUUCCUGCCCGUAACGCGCACUAUCCCCAAGGUGAUGAUCCCCGUGCUGAACGAACCUGCCAUCCAGUUCUCCGUGAGGGAAGCGGCAGACGCGGGCAUCGAGCACAUCGUGUUCGUCAUCUCCCGAGGGCAGGAAGCCACCAACGAUUACUUUAAGCCAGUGCCUGCGCUGGAGGACGCACUUGAGCAACGCGGCAAUACGGAACUGCUGAACGCCAUGCGCGACAUAUCGUCCAUGAUCGAAACCAGCUUCGUAUAUCAGGACGAGCAGCUUGGACUGGGACACGCCGUCCUCAUGGCUAAAGAUGAGAUUGGUGACGAGCCCUUCGCCGUCUUCCUGCCAGACGACAUCAUCUGGGCAGACUCGCCACCCAUUGGCGAUAUGAUUAAAGUCUUCUCGGAGCAGAAAAGCAGCGUCAUCGCCGUCAAGCAGGUUCCCGACGAAGCCAUCCCAAAUCUCGGCGUCAUAGACCCGGAACCACUGAACGACAACGUGUAUCGCAUCAAAGGCAUGGUGGAAAAGCCACGCCUAGAGGACGCGCCGUCCAACCUGGCCAUCGUCGGGCGCUAUGUGCUGACGCCUGAAGUCUUCGAUGCCCUGGAACAAGCGCCCCCGGGUGCAAUCGGCGAAAUCCAACUGACCGAUGCCAUUGAAGCCGUGCGCGCCGAGCAGGGCGCCUAUGCCUACAAGAUCGUCGCAGACCACUUCGAUGUUGGAACGCCCUUAGGCAUGCUGAAGGCGUCCGUUUAUGCCGCCCUGAAGCGCGAUGAUAUGGCACGCGAACUCAAAGCCUGGCUCAAACCUAUGCUCAACAGUUGA
Molecule: messenger RNA, 867 nt
Organism: Geodia barretti
Lineage: Eukaryota; Metazoa; Porifera; Demospongiae; Tetractinellida; Geodiidae
Source: the annotation of a GenBank genome assembly